Messenger RNA from Pollicipes pollicipes, 792 nucleotides. RefSeq lists its product as uncharacterized. NCBI's taxonomy places the organism in Eukaryota, Metazoa, Arthropoda, Thecostraca, Pollicipedomorpha, Pollicipedidae. The record is from RefSeq and is a predicted model, not a curated record. The coding region runs from base 1 to 792 and encodes 263 amino acids. The transcript has 5 exons.
AUGCCGACCGGCGUGGAGCGGCCGCCGCCGGCGGCGACGACGCAGCACAUCAAGCCGUCGCACUUCUGGUCGUCGUCGUUCGCGCCGCCCUCGCACUACUGGGACCACUCGCAGUCGCACAGCCUGCUGGAGAUCGAGAGUCUGUCCAUCAGCGACCCACGCGCGCCAGGCUACGCCAGCCUGCCGACACAGCACGCGCGGCCCGCACAGACGCUCGAGCGCGCCUCCAAGUCGUCCAGCCUGAAGCGGCUCUGUGGCAAGGGCGUCACGCGCAUGGGCUCCUACCUGGAGACGCUGCACCGCUCGGCCAAGAUCGGCGAGAUCGCCGAGGUGGUGGAGGAGCUGGACCCCUGGGACCACCGCGCCAUCGAGUACGUGAUGGUGCCCAAGUCGCAGUACCUCUCGCUGUACCGGGCGAACCGGCUGCUGCGCGACCCGUGCUGCUGCCAGGGCCUGGGCAAGGCCCGCAAGCUCUGUGACAACUGCCUGCAGCCGACCGUCAUCCUGCGCUCUCCGUCACCAGCCGUCUCCGUGCUGCCCACCUCGGAGCCGAGACACUCUCCAGCCACGGGCAGUCUGCAGACGAGGCGCACCCGAGCUCCGGCUGCGUCACCGACCCGGGCACAAACUUUGCUGCCACGUCUGUCUAAAAGCAAACAGGCUGAACAGCAGACGGCCGGUCGCCCCCCACACUUUUCCAGCCAGGAGCUGCUUCUGGACUGCGUUCCUCGUGAGCAUCCGAUCAGACAGAAGGCUCACAGCUCGUCGGCGGCGCUCGUGCUGGCCGUGUGA